This is a messenger RNA of Archocentrus centrarchus (flier cichlid), 2979 nucleotides long. It is a transcript of the gene rpap3, whose product is annotated as RNA polymerase II associated protein 3. The transcript is spliced from 17 exons. Gene Ontology annotation, molecular function: protein binding. Gene Ontology annotation, cellular component: protein folding chaperone complex. Bases 137 to 2095 code for a protein of 652 amino acids. The record is from RefSeq and is a predicted model, not a curated record. NCBI's taxonomy places the organism in Eukaryota, Metazoa, Chordata, Actinopteri, Cichliformes, Cichlidae.
GCAAAGCAAAGGCUUCCGGUACGUCACUGUCAUGGCUGCGAACGUAAACAGAAAGCUGUGAGUAAACGGCACUUUUUCUCGUAGUUUUUAGCCAAACUAAUCGAAGCUACAAUUUACCUGUCAACCCGGGAAAGACAUGGAAGGCAGUGACAUGUCCGGGGGGAACAAAGCCGCUGAGUUGCUGCUUCAUAUGCGGCAAAAUGCGGAGGAGCUGCACAGCUUCAUGAGGGAGCUGGAGAGCUGGGAGGUGGACAUAAAGAGGAAGGAUGAGGCGCUGAGGACAGGGGUCGUUGAGGAGGUUCAGGAAAAAGUCCCACCAGUGCGCAACCGGGACUACAGAGCCAAGAUGAGGGAGAAGAAGAAAAAGAAGAAGGAGCUCGCUGGAGAUGGGGACUCAAAAACAGAGGCGGCCAGUCAAGCAUCAAGAAUCAAAUCAUAUGACUAUCGAUCCUGGGACAAGUUUGAUGUGGACAAGGUUCUGGAAGAACUGGAUAAGGAGGAGGAAUCACCUGCAGACUCCAAUGAGUCGGACUCGGAGGACACUGCGGUCGAUGCAGAGAAAGCACUGGCUGAGAAGGAAAAGGGUAACAAGUUUUUUAAAGAUGGGAAGUACGACGACGCAAUUGAGUGUUACACAAGAGGAAUGGCUGCCGAUCCUUACAACCCUGUGCUUCCCACAAACAGAGCCACGUCGUUUUUCAGGCUCAAAAAGUAUGCUGUGGCUGAGUCUGACUGCAACCUGGCGAUCGCUCUCGACAGCAACUACUUCAAAGCGUACGCGCGGAGAGGAGCAGCUCGGUUUGCGCUGAAGAAGUAUGAACCUGCAUUAGAAGAUUACGAGAUGGUUCUCAAGCUUGACCCCGAGAACUUGGAAGCACAGAAUGAAAUUAAGAAAAUCAAAGAGGCCCUCGGACAUGAGGAACCUGCCUUUGCGAGUAAAGCCACGCAGCCGCAGGAGGCCCCCGCAGUCGAUCCUGAUCAACAGAGCCGGAUAGAGGAGCAGCAGAGGAGACAGGAGGCGGUUUUCCAGAAGGACAGAGGGAAUGCCUACUUCAAAGAAGGGAAGUAUGAAGCAGCUGUUGAGUGCUACAGCCGAGGCAUUGAGGCAGACCACAUGAACGUCCUGCUGCCUGCCAACAGAGCCAUGGCUUAUCUCAAGCUGGAGAAGUAUAAGGAGGCUGAGGAGGACUGCACUAAAGCCAUUUUCCUGGAUAGUACUUACGCCAAGGCUUUCGCCCGCCGAGGCACAGCCAGAGUGGCGUUAGGAAAGCUGGAAGAAGCCAAACAAGAUUUUCAGCAGGUGUUGAAACUGGAACCUGGAAACAAGCAGGCCCUGAAUGAACUCCAGAAACUCCAGAUAGACGCAGGCUCCAGCGGCCGUCUUCAGACAGAGGACAGCUCACAGAGGAGAACAGUCCAGCCAGUGGAUAAACCGGCACAUCUUCGCUCAACUAAACCUUUGAGGAGGAUUGACAUCAGGGAAGUCAGUGGAAAGGUGACGGUGCCUGAGGUGGACUCGGGUGCGUACAAGCCCUUACCGCAGGAAGUGGUGAGGGACGUUGAGGAGGGAUCGUCUCCACUCUCUACGUCGCCCAGCGCCAAGAUGAUCAAAAUUGAGGAGCUGUCAGAGGCAUCAGACCAACAGACCAAAAAACCAGAACAGGCAGAAACCAUUGGUCCUGCUGAACCAUCAACCGAGCCCGCCUCGACAGCGACAGACCCGCCGCCUCCGCCCACCAACAGCUUCCAGCUGGAGGCUGACCUCCGCAGGAUCGGAAACCAGCCCGAAAUUGUUUACAGAUAUCUGAAGCAAAUCAAAUCUGACGCCUACGCUAAGAUUUUCCACAAUUCCCUCGAACCCGACAUCCUCAAUCACAUCCUGAGGACGCUGCGUGACUUCUACAUCAAGAAUGAAGACCCGGCCGUCGUGCUGGAGACUCUCGGCAGCCUUGCGAGCGUGAGGCGCUUCGACAUGGCUGUUAUGUUCAUGUCAUCCUCAGAGAAGAAAGUGCUUAAAGAACUGUUUGACUUUCUUCACCAAGCCAACCUGGACAGAUCGUCCGUCACAGCCUUGCAGAAGAAGUACGGCGUGUGAGCACAUUUACAGCAAACAAACAGUUUAGCUGCUGUUUAUUUAGUUGUAUUCUAAUGCUGAAUAAAUGAAUCACUCCUGUUGAAUAGGACUGCAGAGCCGCGACUCUUUCCUCGGGAAUGCCGACGUUUUCUUUCAUAACUGUUUAUUUAAAGUUGGAGGCUGCAAAUUCAGCUUGUCUGUAACUCAGAUUCAGCUGCAUUUUGUACAAUAACUCGACUGUUGACAAACAUACACGCUGCAACUUAGAAACAUCCUUUAUUUUUGAAAGAAAAGCAGACUUUUGAAUAACAAGAAAUUGGCUAGAAAUCUAAAUGAGUCAUUUAUGGAGUCAUUAAUCACAGAUCUAUUUAAGGUUUUUACUGAAAUAUUUUGAGUAGGCGUGCACGGGUGUUAUUGAAGCAACCGUCACUCCUGUGGUCCCAAAUGUAAGUUUAAUUGAGCAUUAACAGUUUUAACUGUGUUGACAUAAAGAAAUAUUUCCUCCUAAUGAUCAGCGACUGUUAACAUGAUAAACUUCAUUAUUUUGUCAACAUUUGUGGUUAAAAAUGGGCUUCUGCACUCAUAUGUAGAUAUUUCUCUUAUUAAUUGAUAAGUUUUGUGGAAUUGGCUUUCUUUAUUUUAAAAAAAGAAAUUUUAAAGUCUUACAAAUCUCUUUAAGUGCUUCCAUAAACUGAUGAACAGGCGAUUUAAAAAAAAAAAUAAAAAUAAAAAAAAAAAAGUGUAACAGGUGUUGUACUUGAAUGCUCCAUGAAUCCAGAAGUUUCCUUUAAGUGAAGUGGGAAUUUUCAGUUACAGUGUAACAGCGUGGACGGGUCUGUGUGAGCACUGUUCUCGAGGUACGCCAAGAAAACUGCAAACCAAAUAAAGCUGUAUUUUGUACUUUG